AUGCCCCGUCGCUGGUUUUCCGAUCGGCUCCAUGAUGCCUGGGGGCGCGUGGCGGGUCGCCGUGGACGGCAAAGAGACCAAGGAAGCCAAAGCCCUCAAUACUACGCAGAAAUCGUGGCUACUCCUGACCAGAGCCCGGAUAGGGCCAGCCACCUCCACCUCCGUCGAGGUGCCUCUCUCCCAGAUCUCCUAGCCCGUGCCGCCCUAGAGCGUGUUCCCCCACCGCUUCCUCUUGAUAGCCAAAGCCUUUGGGACACUCCAGCACCUGCCAUUUCUCCUGUUCGGUCCCAGCCAAGUGGCGCUAUCGGGCUCGGAACUUUCCUUGGGGAGUUGGAAAGAGAAGCGUCCCGCUAUGAUCAGCAUUUUAUCCCAACAGCUAUCAUUACGACUCGCAACACGGCGUCCAUCGACCAAGGGACUGGGGGUCAGCCCUGGAUGCUUCCCGGCCAACCAUCUGAGAACCGGAUUGUUCUCGAGUCCGAACAUCGCACGCUUGAGCCAUGCGACUGCUGCAGCCCAAAGUUCUUGUUCGGAGACUGGCGGGCCUUGACUCUCGACCCUCUCACACAUACCUUUACUCGUCACGAAUCUUUGACAUCGUCCUCUGAGCUUCGCGGCCGAGGCGAUCUCAAGUCACAAGACAAAGCAUUCGCGAUCCCCAUCAAUGGGCACCUGCUGCAAACAUACAUUGCCGAAGUUCACAGCGAUGUCUUUGCCCUUCUACUUGAUGUUCUCGUCUCCCCGAACGGACUGAUUGGCCAAGAGGACGAGCUUAACCUCCCGCUGUUGCUUGCCACAUUGUCAUAUACUCUAGACCAAGGCAUGACCCGGGAGACCAGGAAGCUCAAGAGAACUAUUGAUCGAUACAUCCCCCUCCGCAUGUUCCACCAUAAUCCUCAUACCAACUCACCUCGUCUGGAGUUUGAGUACUACGAGUUCCGUUCCGAGGAAGUCUACCGGGCCUGGCUAGUAGUCUCUCAAGAUGGAAGACUCCGUGACUACCUCUCUCCCAGUGAGGUGGUGACUCUUUACGUCUGCUUAGUGCCUAAUUGGUGUUGGUCCGGCUGCAUCCACGACUACAACGAUAAGUUCAUAGAAGACACAAACACUGCCUGGGCCUAUAUCAAGGGCGACCCUGGGAGUCAGUUUGAGCAAGUCUUUCAAAGUUUUUUCAACCGCACACGACUUGGAUUGCAUUCCUGGACUGGAAGCGAUGCCCCUAGUGGUGGAGACUAG
This is a messenger RNA of Fusarium musae, 1236 nucleotides long. RefSeq lists its product as uncharacterized. NCBI's taxonomy places the organism in Eukaryota, Fungi, Ascomycota, Sordariomycetes, Hypocreales, Nectriaceae. The transcript has 4 exons. The record is from RefSeq and is a predicted model, not a curated record. Bases 1 to 1236 code for a protein of 411 amino acids.